AUAUACUUCAGAACGUGACACCCUGUGGCACUGGUAAUGCCUUUCAGUUUCACGUUAGUUUUUUAUUAAGUACUUAAUUAUAAUUAACUCGUCAUUAUGGAUACAAUUUGGUUUAGAGUCAACGGUGUGAAACAUACCGUGGUUAGCGGUGAAGUGGACUCCGACCUAACGUUACUGGACUAUCUUCGAGACUAUCUGGAGCUGCGAGGCACCAAGUACAUGUGCCGCGAAGCUGGAUGUGGCUCCUGCAUGGUCACCGUCAAACAGUCUCAGGGUCAACCGUAUGCUGUCAACUCGUGCAUGAUAACAGUGGUUUCAUGCCACGGCCUGGACAUCACUACCAUCGAAGGACUAGGGAACAGGAAUAUAGGCUACCAUCCACUGCAGAACACACUCGCCAAGUACAAUGGAACCCAGUGUGGGUACUGUUCUCCAGGUUGGAUCAUGUCCAUGCACAGUUUACAAGAAAGCAAUCGGAACCUUACACAGCUAGAAAUAGAGCAGUCUUUAGGAAGUAACGUUUGCCGCUGCACAGGAUACAGACCAAUCCUUGAUGCUUUCAAAAGCCUUGCUGUGGACAGCAGUGAUGUCAAAAACAUACAAGAUAUAGAAGAUCUCAAAAUCUGUAGAAAAACUGGGAAAAGCUGUGAUGAACAACAUUGUACUGAUACUGACUGGUGCAUAGUAAAAGAUGAAGAUCUUCUCAAUUCUAAGAUGAUACAAAUGAAAUUAAAAGACGGAAAAUUUUGGUACAAAGCUACGAGUAUAAGGAAUAUAUUUGAUAUUCUAGACGAUAAAGGGAAUGACUCGUACAUGUUGGUAGCUGGGAAUACUGCUAGAGGAGCAUACCCCAUUGAAGAAUUUCCCAGAGUAAUAAUUGAUAUCAAUGCAGUGUCGGAACUAAAAGGUUACAAACUAGAUCAGAACCUUAUCAUAUACGGUGGAGUGACGCUGACUGAAUUACUGGACAUAUUCAAACGUAUAGCGAAACAAGAAUAUUUUGCAUAUUUGUCCAAAUUUUAUGAUCAUUUGAAGAAGGUUGCUCAUAUACCAGUCAGAAAUAUCGGGACUAUAGCUGGUAAUCUGAUGAUUAAAAAUAAACACAACUUCUUUGCAUCUGAUGUGUUUCUACUGCUGCAAACUGUUGGAGCUCAGCUGACUUUAGUGAGCCGCCGCUCCAGAACUAAAACAGUGACCAUGGAGGAGUUCCUGAAAACUGACAUGAAAGGUUUGGUGAUUCUGAAUGUCUUGCUACCGCCUUUGAGCCGAGAAUACCAAGUAGCGACGUUUAAGGUAAUGCCAAGAAGUACAAAUUACCACGCGAUAGUGAAUGCCGGAUUUCUAUAUCAACUAAAUAAUCAAAAUAAAGUUAUAUCCUCAAGAAUUGCUUUCGGUGGUCUAUCACCAUCAUUCACAAGAGCUUCUAAAACUGAACGAUUUUUGGUUGGAAAACAACUAUUUAGUAAUGAUACUUUACAAUCUGCUUUGAAAGUUUUGAGUGAUGAAAUUGUGGUUGUUGAAAAUCCUCCAGAACCUAGUGUUGAGUUCAGACGAAGACUAGCAUUGGGAUUGUUCUAUAAGGGACUUCUAUCGAUAUGUCCAGACAACUUACUGAGCGCUCGUUACAAGUCAGGAGCAAUCAAAAUCCAUGACACACGUCCAGUAUCCAAAGGCGUUCAAUAUUUUGAAACAGAUCCCUCAAUGUUCCCUUUGACUGAACCUAUACAGAAAGUCGAAGCGUUGACUAUGAAGCCAAUAUGA
Spodoptera frugiperda (fall armyworm) is the source of this 1761-nucleotide messenger RNA. RefSeq lists its product as uncharacterized. Lineage: Eukaryota; Metazoa; Arthropoda; Insecta; Lepidoptera; Noctuidae. The coding region runs from base 97 to 1761 and encodes 554 amino acids. The record is from RefSeq and is a predicted model, not a curated record. Gene Ontology annotation, molecular function: iron ion binding; oxidoreductase activity; FAD binding. The transcript is spliced from 10 exons.